Molecule: messenger RNA, 2063 nt
Organism: Rattus norvegicus (Norway rat)
Lineage: Eukaryota; Metazoa; Chordata; Mammalia; Rodentia; Muridae
Source: RefSeq, a predicted model, not a curated record
AUGAACUACAAUUCCCAUCGGACCCUGCGAAUUCACCGGAGGCGGUCCCUGAACCAAAACUCUUUACCUAGGGCUGUUUGGUCAGUGACAAAAAGAGUGGAUGUUGUUACUGCCGUUUCUUCUCUGGAGGAUCUUCAAGAGGGAAGGAUUAGCAUGUCGUCAAUAAUCAGAAAAGUGAUCAGCACUUCAAAAGCCCCGGCGGCCAUUGGUGCCUACAGCCAAGCUGUGCUAGUGGACAGGACCAUUUACGUUUCUGGACAGAUAGGCAUGGAUCCUUCCAGUGGACAACUUGUGCCAGGAGGGGUAGCAGAAGAAGCUAAACAAGCUCUUAAAAACCUGGGUGAGAUUCUGAAGGCUGCAGGCUGUGACUUCACUAAUGUGGUGAAGACAACUGUUUUACUGGCUGACAUAAAUGACUUUGGCACUGUCAAUGAGAUCUACAAAACAUAUUUCCAGGGUAACCUUCCUGCCAGGGCUGCUUACCAAGUCGCCGCUUUACCCAAAGUAAGUAUGAUGCCAGUGCAUACAGGGUAUGUGUCCUGUCUCUUUGAAAGGAAACUUAAAAUUAGUACAGUUCCUGUUCCUCAGAAAUACAGAGUCUAAAAGUCAAUACCCUGAUCACCGUUGUGAUCUGGAGAAAGCUAAGAAAUCGUACAAAGCAGCGCAUAGGUAUGACCUGAUUUGUUGGACACAAUCCGACGACUUAAGUUAUAAGAAACACCUUAAGAGCAGUUGUGUUGUGAUGUUACUUAGGGGAGGAAAUUUGUGAUGGGGCUUUAGUUCCUUGGAGGAGUGUGGAUUUCUGGGCCCCACUGUGUGACUCCCUGCAGUGUGACUUCUUCCCUAGUGUCUGCCUUUCAGUAAGGACUUCUGAAAAUAGAGCACAGUAUAGAAUUACAUGGAGAUUUCUGGAGAGCCUCUGUCCUCACUGACAUUACCAGCAAGGUGUGAAACUAACGCUCUGGCCAGCUCUACUGUAUUUUAGAGUAUUGGCCAGAGAAUUUGGAUAGUGUUGCCAUUUAUCUUAAUAAAAACAAAUUCACCUGGCUCUCACAUAAUGAAGAAUCUAGACCAUUCACUAGAACGAUGCUCUCCAUCCUGAUUCCGGGGUUCCCUCACUGGGGUCUCUUUUCCUAUGCCUCCUGCCCACACUACACCUGCAGGGUAUAACUGUGCCACCUAGGAACGUCAUACGUUCUCGCUUUAGCUUGUUGUUCCCCGGAAGGGUCAUUGUCAAACUGAAGGUAUUAGGUGUAUUAGAAAGAGCUUUAAACUUGGAACCAGAAGACAUAGGUUCGAUUAUCCACUGCUAGUCUUUGUGACAUAGGACGACUUUUUCAGCCUUUCUGAGGUCAGUGCCUUGUUUUACAACCAGGGCUGCUGUGGGAAUCAAGGGAACUAAUAUAUGAAUGUGCCUAGCAUGGUAGCCUGACCUAUUGUAAGGCCUUAGUGAAUUCUCUCCCAUCCUUGCUUUCUGUGAGGAGAUUAAUGGUAAAAAUACAUGUUGCUAUGCAUUAUUGAACCUUGAUCUGCAUUAAAGGAUUGAGACUGGGGCUUUUGUUCUCCUUCCAGGGAAGUCGAAUUGAAAUCGAAGCCAUCGCUGUCCAGGGGCCUUUCACCACAGCAGGACUGUAAGGAGCCAUGCUGAUGCUGACUCUGGAGUCUUUACAAUGUCUCUCACACUUUAAAUUUUACAAAUGAUUCUGGGAAGUGCACACAUGACCGUGUGAAGUGAUCGUGGAAAUGAUCAUACAUGUGGAGAUUUGACAUUAAUUGGGGAUUAUUCAGUACAGUGGCUAGUGCUGUAAUUUCACUUAUGUGGCUGGGUGUGAGAGAAAGGCACAUAGCUGCUAACAUGCAGAGCAGAAUCAAAGACGAAACAGUAAAGAGCACACCUAAUUAAAUCAUAUCAAUUUGCUUGUGUGGAAUACUUAGUUCUCAUGUUAGAUAUCAGAAACUAAAUUAAAAUAUUCAAACUUUAAUAGUACCAGGAGAAAAAAGUGGACCAAAAUCUUAUAAGAUAAUACUGCCUUAAUGGAAUAAAAAACAGAUGUGUAACUUUC